This is a messenger RNA of Drechmeria coniospora, 1947 nucleotides long. RefSeq names its product putative Sulfite oxidase. Bases 1 to 1947 code for a protein of 648 amino acids. The record is from RefSeq and is a predicted model, not a curated record. Gene Ontology annotation, cellular component: mitochondrion. The transcript has a single exon. Gene Ontology annotation, molecular function: oxidoreductase activity; molybdenum ion binding. NCBI's taxonomy places the organism in Eukaryota, Fungi, Ascomycota, Sordariomycetes, Hypocreales, Ophiocordycipitaceae.
AUGAAAUCCCGAUUUUCGAUGCGUCUCGCCUUGAGACUGCAGCCAAUUUCCCGAAGCAAGGCUCUGUCAUUUCGGCAGCCAUGCCGACACCCGCAGCAGCAUAGGAGGGCCUUCCAAACCUCCCCCCCACGGCUUGCUCCUCAGGGCAAAGGACACUCGUAUCACAGCAUAAAUCCGGCUUUGGCUCCGGCUCCGGCUUCUAGAGCGAGGACCCUUGCAGCGGCCACGGGACUGGCAUCGUUGUUGGCUUUACUCUAUCUCUCCUCGACCCCUGCUGCCAGCCUCGAUGCAUCCGCCGUGUACAAGUAUGCCUCGGACCCGAGCCCGGAGCUCGAGACACCAUCGAUUGCCGAUGCGCGCGACCCCAGUCUGCCCCGCUUCAGAAUCUCGGAGGUCCGCAAACAUGGCGCCGGUGCAGAGAACCCCUGGGUCAUCCACGAGGACAAAGUCUAUGAUAUCACCGAUUGGAUCCCGGCCCAUCCAGGGGGGCAGGUUAUCCUCCGUGCCGCCGGUGGCUCUAUCGACCCUUACUGGGACAUCUUCUCUAUCCACAAGAGCCAGUAUGUCUAUGAUAUUCUUUCCCAGUAUCUCAUCGGCUACGUUGAUCAGGCCGAUCUCGUCAACGGCAAGCCUGCCCAGGAACAGAUCGAGGACCCAUUUGCCGACGACCCGGUGAGACACCCGGCACUCAUCACGAAGACGGCGAAACCUCGCAACGCAGAGACGCCCGAGGAUGCCCUUGGUGCUCAAUUCCUUACUCCUAAUGAUCUUUUCUACGUCCGCAAUCACAUGUGGGUGCCAAAGAUUGACGAAGCCUCGGCGGACGCCCAUGUGCUCAGUAUCGAGCUCCUCGAUGGUACCGUCCGACAAUACACGUUGAAGGAACUCAAGACCAAGUUCGCAAGCCACAAGAUCACAGCCGUCUUGCAGUGCUCGGGCAAUCGGAGGAAGCACAUGACCGAGGGUUCGGGUCGGUCUACGAACGGACUGCAGUGGGCGGCCGGUGCCAUCUCCAAUGCGUCCUGGGAGGGUGUUCUCCUCUCAGACGUCCUCGCCGAUGCUGGCUUCGACAUCAAGGAAGGCCUCAGUGGUGCCAGUGAAACGAAACACGUCCACUUCUCCGGGCUUGAAGCUUACGCCUCGUCCAUCCCCAUUAGAAAGGCUGUUGAUCCCCAAGGUGAUGUCAUUCUCGCCUACUCCAUGAAUGACGAGCCUCUGCCGCGAGACCACGGUUACCCACUACGAGCUCUCGUCCCCGGCCAUGUCGCCGCCCGCUCAGUCAAGUGGCUGAAUCAAAUCACGUUAAGCGACGAGGAGAGCACCAGUCAGUGGCAGCGCAAAGAUUACAAGUGCUUCGGCCCCAACGAGACAAAGGUCGACUGGGAUGCCGCCCCGGCCAUCCAGGAAAUGCCAGUCCAGAGCGCCAUCACCGGUGUCAAACUCCGAGGAUGGAGGGACACUCCUGAAAGUAGCGCCUCCGCAGGCAUCAAGGAUGGCAAGCCGACCAAAGGAGCCGCCCCAGUCCAGGGCAUUUCUCUCAACGGCUACGCUUUCUCGGGUGGCGGCCGGUCCAUCAUCCGUGUCGACAUCUCCUUUGACGGUGGCUCCUCCUGGACCCAGGCACAACUGCUACCCGACGGCGUCGGAAAGGACGGAUCCCCGUCGCCGGGCCAAGGCCAUGGUGCGUGGAGCUGGAAACGCUGGCGGUUCGACGGAGAUAUUCCCAUGACCGCCUUUCAAGACCAAGAAGGCAGUUGCAGUCCUCGGCGAUGCACAACAGUCAUCGCCAAGGCCACCGACGAUGUCUAUAACACUCAACCCGAGAGUCAUGCCGCUACGUGGAAUCUACGAGGGAACCUGGCUACGGCAUGGCAUCGUGUCCAGGUCUGUGCCGACUGCUCCCCCGGUUCCCGCGCAGUCACAUUGGCCGAUGACAAGAAGCCUUAA